UAUGGUUAUAUUUCCAUUGCUUUUCGGUUUUCAGGAACCAUCCCGAAGCGGCUAAUAGUGGCCGGAAUGAUCUAUAUUGCGUGUCUGACCUCGUUCAUGUUGCGUGUUAACAUGUCCAUAAAUUUACUGGCAAUGGUACAACCCCCAGCUACGGUCAAUCAUACGACCCACCCAAUCGCAUCAAUGAUUGCCAUUAGUUCAGCGGAAAAUGUUGGAAUUACCAGCAUAACUGCCUUGAAUGACACGAUCGCUUUUACAGGAAAUGAAACGACUUUCACGGCAAACCCAACAAAGGUUCGGGAGGAUCCAGAUCUUCAGAACUUUGGACCGCGCUACCAGUGGGAUCAGAAAACUCAGGAAAACAUCCUGGGGGCGUAUUUCUACGGUUACUUGCUGACAUCGCUACCAGCGGGACUGUUAGCAGAGCGCUUCGGACCAAAAUGGCUGAUAACCGUAUCGUUCGUUGGGUGCUCUAUCACAGCAGCUGCAAUACCGUUUCUUUCCGAGUGGGGUGCGUGGGCUGUUAUUGGAUCGAGAGCCGUGAUCGGACUGCUGGCUGGUGUCGUGUAUCCCUGUCUGCACAAUUUAAUUUCUCGAUGGAUUCCACCAAACGAAAAAGGCAAAGUGAUUGCAUGCAUUGUCGGUGGAAGUACCUCCGGAACAGUAGUCACGUGGCCAAUUUCCGGAAUGAUAAUCGAACGGUUUGGAUGGUCGAUUUCGUUCUACUUCUCGGCCCUCUUCGUUCUAUUGAUUGCCAUUAUUUGGGUUCGCCUUAUUGUAGAUUCGCCAGCGCAACACAAAUCCAUAACGGAAGCCGAGAGGCAGUACAUCGAGGAUUCGUUCGGAGGAACGCGCUCCCAGUCGAAAACAUGGCCACCUUUUGGCAAGCUGCUCACAUCGUUACCAUUCCUGUCGCUACUGGUGUUACACUAUGGAGAAUUUUGGGGGAUGGUUUUCUUCAUCACACAGGCUCCGAAGUUCAUAAACGAAGUUCUUGGCUUUAACUUAUCAGAGGCUGGAUUCUUAUCCAGUUUGCCAUAUCUGGCACGAAUGUUCCUAGGCUUCACCUUCGGCUACAUCGGUGAUCUAAUUCGACGAAAACAAAUCAUAAGUACAACAGCCAUCAGAAAGUCAUUCUGCUUGUUUUCUCACUUUACACCGGGUGUCAUACUGAUAAUGCUUCCUUUCUUUGGUCAAAGCCCAUACAUAUGCGUGGGGUGCAUCAUAGCCUGUAUUGGCAUCAACGGUGCGGCCACCUUAACGAAUCUCGUCAACGCACAAGAUUUGGCACCGAACUUCGCAGCAACGCUGUACGGAUUGAUGAGCUUCCUUGGCACCACUGCCGGUUUCAUUGCGCCUAUGAUGGUCGCUCAUUUCACAUCGGAGCAGAAUACGAUGGAGCAAUGGAGACAAAUUUUCCACAUCAAUGCCGGCAUCUACCUUAUUUCAGGACUCACCUUCGUCUUGUUUGGUUCGGGAAAAGUUCAAAGCUGGAAUAAGGUUGAGGAGUAACAUUCUGCUACGAAGUUGUCGGAUACGAAAACAUCAACAAAUGUCGAAUGCAAUGCAACUAUGUCGAGAAGAAAUGACUUUGAUUUAAG
Armigeres subalbatus is the source of this 1601-nucleotide messenger RNA. Its product is annotated as sialin-like. The transcript is spliced from 3 exons. Gene Ontology annotation, cellular component: membrane. Gene Ontology annotation, molecular function: transmembrane transporter activity. The annotation marks the transcript as partial. The record is from RefSeq and is a predicted model, not a curated record. NCBI's taxonomy places the organism in Eukaryota, Metazoa, Arthropoda, Insecta, Diptera, Culicidae. Gene Ontology annotation, biological process: transmembrane transport; monoatomic anion transport.